Molecule: messenger RNA, 510 nt
Organism: Cajanus cajan (pigeon pea)
Lineage: Eukaryota; Viridiplantae; Streptophyta; Magnoliopsida; Fabales; Fabaceae
Product: putative ribonuclease H protein At1g65750
Molecular function (GO): nucleic acid binding; RNA-DNA hybrid ribonuclease activity
Source: RefSeq, a predicted model, not a curated record
AUGGUUAACUUGUUAAAGAGACGUCUAGGAGCUGUAGAUUGGUCGACCACGUUUGCGGUAACCCUCGACUCUAUUUGGCAUCGUCGAAACAAAUUCAUCUUCCAGAAUUCUUCUAUCUCAGCUGACCAAAUGGCUUCGGAGAUAAGAGCUAGAGUUUCAUCGAUUACUUCAGGCUCACCAUGUUUAGUCACAAGGAUUGAUCACCCAGCCGACCACUCUGAUGGAGUCUGGAGGUGCCCCCCAGCAGGGUACAUUAAGCUUAAUGGGGAUGGAGCGGUAGCCAAUAACGGCCAUGGCUACUGCGAAGGAAUUGUUCGGGAUUCAGAGGGCAAAUUCAUUAUUGCCUUUGCAAGAGCUCUAGGACAAUGCUCGGUUAUCCAGUUUGAAUUAUGGGCCAUACUUCAAGGGAUUCGUAUGAUUCAAGCUCAUAACUUAGGCUGGCAAGUGCUAGUUGAAACAGACUCCGUGGAGGCAGUUAGAUUGAUCGAAGAAGGUUGUGAUAGAGACUAG